GAAUGUUUCCAAUACACCAGCUUAUAAUAGCGCUUACUACAAUGAGCAGACCAUACCUGGGAAAAAUUAUGGACAACAAAUGUUACCAAUCUCUCAAAACAAUUAUAAUAUUUAUAAUCAAAAUGAUCAUGAACAAGUAUUACGAAAUUCUAGAAAUGUUUAUAAUCAUGGAAGUGAAACUUAUCCAGGCGCAAAUAAUCAAGGAUAA
Funneliformis mosseae is the source of this 208-nucleotide messenger RNA. NCBI's taxonomy places the organism in Eukaryota, Fungi, Glomeromycota, Glomeromycetes, Glomerales, Glomeraceae. The record is from the annotation of a GenBank genome assembly.